UCAAAAACAAGGUCGACGAAGACGAAAUCAGUAAUCAGUUUGUGACGAAGAGAAUAAUACAACCUUUGUCCGUUUUAAUUUUUUUAGGAUUAGUGCGUCUCAUUAAUUUCAGUUAAACCAUAAUUAGUGAGGCAUGUCGGGCCACAACUACAUAAAGUCGACGAAUCCUUUCGAUGACGACGACAUCGACGACCAAACAUUUCUAAGAAACUCGAGACGACCCGUGCAACAACCCACUUUCGACGAUCAAAUGCAAUCGUUUGCUGAAAAAAAGAAGGCCAUAGAAGAUCGCACGAUAAACAGCUCUGAAAAGAGCAUCAGCAUUCUACGAGAGUCGGAACAGAUCGGUAUAGCCACAGCAGAGGAGUUAACGAGACAAAGGGAAAAGUUGGAGAAGACCGACAAGCAGUUGGACGAAAUCAACGCGACCCUUAGAUUUUCCCAGAAGCAUAUUAAUGGAAUUAAGUCUGUGUUUAGUAGCCUGAAGAAUUACAUGUCUGGGAAGAACGACCCCAGCCCAACGACAUCCAGUUCUACCCCUAGCACGGUUAAGCAGUCAGCUUCUACUCAAAAUUUGGAAGACAAACUGCCCAGUUACGAUCGUUACGACAACCAUCCCUCAACUAGGUUACGUGACAACGACUACAGUCCCUCACAGAUGGUGGUAAACCAGUCCGGUAGCAAAGACUUCAGUGCCCGUUUGGACGCCAAUUUGCAGGAAAUGUGCAGUAAUAUAUCUCGAUUGAAAGGCUUGGCUACGGAGCUCGGCAGUGAAAUUGAAUCUCAAAAUGACCUUAUAACGGGUAUCAUGGAUAAAACCGAAAAGGCCGAUAUGACAAUUACCAAGCAAAACAAGGAUAUGCAGAGAAUAUUAAAGAAGUAAUAUGUUUUUUGUGAAGUUCACGAUGGCAAUGUUCUUCGUUCAGCUCUUUUAUGUCAAAUUAUCUAAAUUGCUUUGAAAAGUACAAAUCAUCUAAGUUUAUAUAUACGGUGAUUCAUAAUUGUCUUUUUAUUGAAAGUGAUUCGUCGAAAAUUAAGAAAAUAGACGUAUAUUUUCUUCAAAAGUCACCAGCGACAAAUAAACAGCAAUAAAAGGAUAUUUAUGGGGCCCGUUGGCUAUUUAUCGCAACUGCGAGACAUGUAUUACUAUGAAUAAAUACUCCGUAUAAGAAAAUUGAUAUAUUAAAUGAUUCCAAAGAACUAUUUUUUUAAAUUAAAAAUCGUACUACUUAAUUUACUUAUUAGCUAAUUAUUCCUUAGUAUUUUAUUGAUAUUUAUAAGCUGUGCCCUUUAUUUGUUCAGGUGUUAUGAAUUUAUAAAGCAAUAUAUUUGGUGUUUCUCA
Messenger RNA from Anoplophora glabripennis (Asian longhorned beetle), 1342 nucleotides. It is a transcript of the gene Snap29, whose product is annotated as synaptosomal-associated protein 29. Gene Ontology annotation, biological process: exocytosis; synaptic vesicle priming; synaptic vesicle fusion to presynaptic active zone membrane. Gene Ontology annotation, cellular component: plasma membrane; SNARE complex. The record is from RefSeq and is a predicted model, not a curated record. NCBI's taxonomy places the organism in Eukaryota, Metazoa, Arthropoda, Insecta, Coleoptera, Cerambycidae. Gene Ontology annotation, molecular function: syntaxin binding; SNAP receptor activity. The transcript has 2 exons. Bases 134 to 883 code for a protein of 249 amino acids.